AUGUCGUUCGCGCUGGAGGAGACGCUCGAGUCGGACUGGGUGGCCGUGCGGCCCCAUGUGUUCGACGAGCGCGAGAAGCACAAGUUCGUCUUCAUCGUGGCCUGGAACGAGAUCGAGGGCAAGUUUGCCAUCACCUGCCACAACCGGACGGCCCAGAGGCAGAGGAGCGGCUCCCGGGAGCAGGCGGGGACGCGAGGGGGCGCCGAGUCCUGCGCCGCCGCGUCCGACGGGACUCGCGGGCCGGGCUCCAGCCCAGCGGGCAAGGGGCGGCCGGAGGCCACGGCUUCUGCGACUCCGGGGAGGAGGAGGAGCCCGGGGCCCCGGAGGAGCCCGGCCUCGGCGGAGAGCGGCUCUCCGCGGAGCGCGCGCCACCUCCGGGGGGAUCCGCUGCUGCGGGGAUCCGCCGGCAAAGGGGCCGCCGAGAGCCCUCUCCGGAGCCCGGCGCGGGCCAAGUCCGCCCCGGCCCGGAAGGCAUCCGAAGGCAGAGAUGCGGCGGGGGCCGCCUCUGCCGCAGCCCCGCCGGCGCCCAAGGAGGAGGUCCCCGCCGUGUCCUCGGUGCGGGUGGUGAGCGCCUGCGGGGCGGUCUCCGAGGAGAUCGAGGUGCUGGAGAUGGUGAGGGAGGACGAAGCGGCCCCGGCGUCCCCGGCGCGCUCCGACCCGGAGCAGCAGCCCGCCGCCGAGCUGGAGCCCGCGGCCGAGGAGUGCAGCUGGGCCGGGCUCUUCUCCUUCCAGGACCUGCGCGCCGUGCACCAGCAGCUGUGCUCCGUGAACUCGCAGCUGGAGCCCUGCCUCCCCGUCUUCCCCGAGGAGCCCUCGGGCAUGUGGACCGUGCUGUUCGGGGGCGCCCCGGAGAUGACCGAGCAGGAGAUCGACACGCUGUGCUACCAGCUCCAGGUCUAUCUGGGCCACGGCCUGGACACCUGCGGUUGGAAGAUCCUCUCCCAGGUGCUGUUUACCGAGACCGACGACCCCGAGGAGUAUUACGAAAGCCUCAGCGAGCUGCGGCAGAAGGGCUACGAAGAAGUGCUGCAGCGGGCCAGGAAGCGCAUCCAGGAGCUCUUGGAUAAGCACAAGAAUACAGAGAGCAUGGUGGAGCUUCUGGACUUGUAUCAGAUGGAGGAUGAAGCCUACAGCAGCCUUGCAGAAGCCACAACGGAACUCUAUCAGUAUUUACUACAGCCAUUCCGAGACAUGAGAGAACUUGCCAUGCUACGGAGACAGCAGAUCAAGAUUUCCAUGGAGAAUGAUUAUCUGGGUCCCCGAAGAAUUGAAAGUUUACAAAAAGAAGAUGCUGAUUGGCAGCGGAAAGCUCACAUGGCUGUGCUCUCUAUUCAAGAUCUUACUGUCAAAUAUUUUGAAAUAACAGCUAAAGCUCAAAAAGCUGUGUACGAUCGAAUGCGAGCAGAUCAGAAGAAGUUUGGUAAAGCAUCUUGGGCAGCAGCCGCUGAACGUAUGGAGAAACUCCAGUAUGCAGUUUCUAAGGAGACGCUGCAGAUGAUGCGAGCUAAAGAGAUCUGUUUGGAACAGAGGAAACAUGCACUAAAAGAAGAGAUGCAGAGUUUGCAGGGUGGUACAGAAGCCAUAGCCCGAUUGGAUCAGUUAGAAGCUGAUUAUUAUGAUCUGCAACUUCAGUUGUAUGAAGUACAGUUUGAAAUCUUGAAGUGUGAAGAGUUAUUGUUGACAGCACAAUUAGAAAGCAUCAAAAGACUUAUAUCAGAAAAGAGAGAUGAAGUGGUGUACUAUGACACUUACGAGAGCAUGGAGGCAAUGCUGGAGAAGGAAGAGAUGGCAACAUCAGUGCAUUUACAGAGGGAAGAGCUGCAUAAACUUCAGCAGAAAGCACGCCAGCUGGAAGCAAGACGUGGGCGGGUUUCAGCCAAGAAAGCCUACCUCAGAAAUAAAAAGGAAAUUUGUAUUGCAAAACACACUGAAAAAUUCCAUCAGCACCUUCAGAGUGAAGAGAACUACAGAACCCAUCACACAGUACAACUAAAGAGAGAGAAAUUACAUGAUGAAGAAGAAAGAAAAAGUGCUUGGGUUAGUCAAGAAAGACAGAGAACGCUGGAUAGACUUCGAACUUUUAAACAGAGGUACCCUGGCCAAGUUAUAUUUAAAUCAAGCAGAUUGCGACUGGCUCAUGCAAGAAGUGCCGCCAGUCCUGUGCCCUGCGAGGACCAAUGCAGCUCUAUGCCAGGGGUACUGCAGAUAGAAGAGAAAAGUGAAGAGGUGCAGAAAGGAAGAGGCAAGCUUGGGUCAUCACAGACAGCAGAAGCCCAAAGCCUCAUACAACUUGAAGAUACUUCAUUAGUACAACUUGAAGCCACUUCAUUACCUCUCAGUGGUGUUACCUCGGAACUGUGCCCCACUGUUUCUCUUUCACUUUUGAAUAAUAUUGACCUUGAACCAGGUUCUGUUACCACAGAUCCACUCCCACCACCUCUUCCUCCAACACCACCACCACCACCACCUCCUCCUCCCCCGCCCCCACCACCACCACCUCUGCCUGUUGCUAAGGACAACAUCCCAGAGACACUGGAGAAAGAUCUGCCUAGAGUGGAGGGGAACGAGAAGAGGAUCCCUAAGUCUGCAAGUGCCCCUUCAGCACAUCUCUUUGAUAGCAGCCAGCUGGUCAGUGCCAGGAAGAAGCUCAAAAAGACUGCUGAAGGUUUGCAGAGAAGGAGAGUGAGCUCACCCAUGGAUGAGGUGUUAGCUUCCUUGAAACGUGGUAGUUUUCAUCUGAAAAAGGUUGAACAACGAACUCUGCCUCCUUUUCCGGAUGAAGAUGAUAGUAAUAAUAUCUUGGCACAAAUAAGGAAGGGGGUAAAAUUGAAGAAAGUACAGAAGGAAGUUUUGAGAGAAUCCUUCACGCUUCUGCCUGACACAGACCCUCUCACGCGGAGCAUCCAUGAAGCUCUCAGGAGAAUCAAAGAAGCAUCCCCCGAGUCGGAGGAUGAAGAGGAGGCCUUGCCUUGCACAGAAUGGGAAAACUAA
Messenger RNA from Pipistrellus nathusii (Nathusius's pipistrelle), 2991 nucleotides. The record is from the annotation of a GenBank genome assembly. NCBI's taxonomy places the organism in Eukaryota, Metazoa, Chordata, Mammalia, Chiroptera, Vespertilionidae.